Molecule: messenger RNA, 1662 nt
Organism: Entamoeba dispar SAW760
Lineage: Eukaryota; Evosea; Mastigamoebida; Endamoebidae
Exons: 2
Coding region: 1-1662 (553 amino acids)
Biological process (GO): maturation of SSU-rRNA from tricistronic rRNA transcript (SSU-rRNA, 5.8S rRNA, LSU-rRNA)
Cellular component (GO): nucleolus
Molecular function (GO): protein binding
Source: RefSeq, a predicted model, not a curated record
AUGAAUAGUGAAACCCUUGGAGUUGUUGAUAAAGUCAAUAAUAAAUAUGUUGAGAUUACAGCAGACAAUCAUAUUAAAACAUAUUUCAUUGAUAGCAAAGAAGUUAUUAGUGAUUGUUUUGAUAAAGAACAUUUAAAGAAAAUUAGUGCAGUUACAAUUACAAAUAUUAAAAAAAGUAAUGGAAGUAAUGAAAAUAAAAUGAUUGUUGCAGUUGGGAAUGAAGAAGGAUUAGUUAGUAUAUGGGAUGUUAAUAAAGAAAAGAUUGAAGAAGAAUUUAAUGUAAUGAAUAAAGUUACAUGUCUUAAAUUUUAUAAAGAAGAACUCAUUAUUGGAACGAAUGGAGAUAGUAUUACAUUAAUUAAUAUAAAUAAUAAAGAGAAAAGAACAAUUAAAGGAAAUAAAAGAGGAGUUAAUUGUAUUGAAGUUGUUGGGAAUAAAAUAAUUGUAGGAAGUAGUGAUGUUAAAGUAUAUGAAAUAGAAGGAUUAAAAAAAGUAGUUAAACAAAGUAAUCAUUUAGAUAUGACUAAAGGAAUUAUUGGAUUAAAUAAUAAAGAAUAUAUAACAUAUGGAAAUGAAAAAAAUAUUUAUCUUUGUUCUAAUGAAACGAGUAUUCAAAUUCAAAGUUUUACAUUAACAGGAAAUCCAAUUAAAGUAGAAGCAAUGUAUGUUAAUGAAAAUAAUAUAUUAAUUGCAGGAUUAAUAAAUAAUGGAAGUAUUGAUAUAAUAUUAUUUAAAAGAAAUUGUAGAAAAGCAAAACCAAUUGGAAGUAAUUGUAGAAUUCAAAUUAAUAGUGAAAUAGAUGAUUUAGUUAUUUAUAGUGAUAGAAUAAUGAUUAUUCAAAGAAAUGAAGAAUUAAAAAUUGAAUAUAUAAAAAUAAUGGAAGAAGGGAAACUUGUUAAAGAUAGUGAAAUAAAAGAAGAAAGUAAAAAGAUUGAAGAAAGAAUAAUAGAAAAGAAAAAUAAAGAAAAAAAUAAAGAAAUGAUAAGUGAAUCAAAAGAAAUGGAAAUUAUUGGAAUAGAAGAACAAAAAGAAAUUGAAACAACAUUUGAAAGAAAAAUGAAAGUUAUGGAACAACUUGGAAGUAAAGAAAGAGAAAAUAUAAUAAUAAGUAAAGAAAGUAUUGUUAUAACAUUAAUUAGAGCACUUGAAAGUAAUAAUAAAAUAUUAAUUGAAAGAUGUUUAUCUAUAGAUGAAGAAAAUGUAAUUAAAAAAACAAUAAAUAAUUUACCAAGUAAAUAUAUUGUAGAAUUAUUAAAUAUAGUAUGUGAUAUAUUUAAUAAUAAACCAACAAAAGCAUUUAUAAUGACAUUAUGGUUAAAAUCAAUAUUUGAACAAGAUUUAGCAUAUUUAAUGAGUAUUAAAGAUGUUUCAAAAAGUAUUGGAAAAUUAUAUGUAAUUGUUGAAAGUAGAACACUUUCAUAUAAACAUUUAUUAAGAUUAUAUGGAAGAAUGAAUUUACUUUUAUCUCAAAUUGAUAAAAAACAACAAUUAAAACAAGAUCAAAGAGGUGGUACUUAUAAUGAAUCUUCUGAUGAAGAACAAGAAGAAAAAAAAGAAAAUCUUGAAGAUUUUGAUAAUUCAAUUGAUAUGGAUGAUAAUUUAUAUAAUCCAUCAUCAACUAAUGAAGAUGGAAAUGAAAUGAGUGAAGAGAAAUUGAAAUGA